Annulohypoxylon truncatum is the source of this 3105-nucleotide messenger RNA. Its product is annotated as zinc finger transcription factor 1. The record is from RefSeq and is a predicted model, not a curated record. Bases 1 to 3105 code for a protein of 1034 amino acids. The transcript has 2 exons. Gene Ontology annotation, biological process: DNA-templated transcription; regulation of DNA-templated transcription. Gene Ontology annotation, molecular function: DNA binding; zinc ion binding; DNA-binding transcription factor activity, RNA polymerase II-specific. Gene Ontology annotation, cellular component: nucleus. Lineage: Eukaryota; Fungi; Ascomycota; Sordariomycetes; Xylariales; Hypoxylaceae.
AUGAUCGACUUGGACGACCAUUCGAAUGAGCUGUUUGCCACACCCGGCCACGGAUCAAUCUCGUCAAUGGGUGACCGGAAGGGCUCGACCGCCUCAGGACCUCACAGCACCAUUUAUACCAUGAUUGAUCCUUCACAACAGAACAGGCAACGAAGCAUUGAUGAGUCCGAAGAUGGAAGCCAAGAGAGCGCGCACGUCGGUACUAACUCCCUAGAAGACAAUAUGUCGGAUGAGUUUGGCCUAUCGACAGGCGGCCCUAGUGACGGCACCGACCUUGGGGGAAAGCUGAAGGAGAAUAAAUCUGACCCUGCACCAGCCUGGAGUGAGUUAAAGACGAAGGCAGGGAAGGAAAGGAAAAGACUACCUUUAGCAUGUAUUGCAUGUCGGAGGAAGAAAAUACGUUGUUCAGGAGAGAAGCCAGCAUGUAAGCAUUGUCUUCGGUCCCGGAUCCCUUGUGUAUAUAAAGUCACUACGAGGAAGGCAGCUCCGAGGACCGAUUACAUGGCGAUGCUGGAUAAACGAUUAAAGAGGAUGGAAGACCGGAUUAUCAAGCUCGUACCCAAAUCAGAGCAAGAUGCAUCGGCUACUAACGUUGUUCGGGGCGUGGUAAAACCCGCUAUCCCCGGGACUUUACCCGCAGGGAAACAAACGGCGAAGAAGCGAGGAGCAGAAGAGGCAUUUGGCGCAGAACUAGACAAUUGGGCUAGGAACGGCCCUAAGGCUAGGAUGGAGGGCUCUGGAAAACCUACGUCGUUGCAAGUGCAAGAAGCCGAGGAGAGUAAGCUGUUGUACGAAGGUGCUGAGGCGCUACCGCCUAAAGACGUUCAAGAACACCUAGCGGACGUGUUCUUCGAAAAUAUCUACGGCCAGGCUUAUCAUCUUCUUCAUAAACCAAGCUAUAUGAGGAAGCUGAAAGCUGGCACUUUACCUCCGGUCUUGGUACUUUCUGUCUGUGCAAUUUCUGCCCGUUUUUCUACUCACCCGAAGUUCUCGAUGACGAACAAUUUCUUGCGAGGAGAGGAGUGGGCAGCGCCGGCCCGAGAUAUUGUGACGAGACGCUAUGAGUGGCCGAACAUCACAAUAUUAACGUGCCUAUUGCUUCUCGGUUUGCAUGAAUUUGGCACUUGCCAUGGAGGAAGGAGUUGGGCUUUAGGUGGCCAAGCCACUCGCAUGGCGUUUGCACUGCAGCUGCACAAAGACCUAGAGUAUGAUCCCAUGCGGCUGAACCCGACCAAACAGCUUAGUUUUAUCGAUCGCGAAAUUCGAAGGCGUACAAUGUGGGCCUGCUUUCUGAUGGAUCGUUUUAAUUCAUCGGGAACGGACCGACCUAUGUUUAUAAAGGAAGAGACCGUCAAGAUCCAGUUACCCAUCAAGGAAAAACUCUUCCAGCUCGAUAUGCCGGGGCCAACUGAAGAUUUGCAAGGGCAGGUUCCUCACCCGGUGCCGACCGACGAAGGCCAGCUUUCUGAUGCGAAGGACAAUAUGGGUGUAGCAGCAUACAUGGUCCGCGCCAUCGCCCUAUGGGGAAGAAUAAUAAAUUUCUUGAACCAAGGCGGAAAGGAUACAGACGAACAACCGAUGUGGGAGACUGAUUCUGAAUAUACCAGUUUGCUCAAGCAAGCUGAAGACUUUGCCGAUAAUCUACCAGAUGGGUUGAAAUACAGCGCUGAAAAUCUUCACCUACACCAAACCGAAGGGAUGGCCAACCAAUUUGUGUUUUUGCAUAUAUCGAUACAACAGAACGUCUUAUUCAUGAACCGGUUUGCUGUCUCUACUCCGGGCGGCUUGUCGAACACGGACGUUCCCAAAACUUUUAUUACGCAGGCGGGGGCAAAAGCAUUUGCUGCUGCUAACAGAAUAUCCGAGUUGCUAAAAGAUGCAGAACACUACAUGAUCACGGCGCCUUUCGUGGGCUAUUGCGCGUUCUUGUCGAGUACCGUUCAUAUAUUUGGUAUUUUCUCCGGAAAUUCCACCGUGGAAGUCUCAGCAAAGAAGAACCUUGCGAUAAAUGUGAAGUUCCUCUCAAAAAUGAAACGGUACUGGGGAAUGUUCCACUUCAUGGCCGAAAACCUACGCGAGCAGUAUAAGACGUGUGCUGAUGCUGCGCGACAAGGCACACCAGCUAAUGACAACUCCGCAGCCUCGCCAAUUUUCCAAUACGGAGAUUGGUUUGAUCGAUAUCCACACGGCGUAUCCCAACCGGAAUUUGUCGAACCUGCGUCUUUCAAAAAGAAGGAAACAGGCGAAGAUGCGGUCCUUGAACAGAAAGCGGAGCUACACACAGUCGAAGAGUUCUUCACGCAGCUCUCGCCACCGCAAAGUACAGGCGAAGUGCGCGAGAAUAACGGAUCAAGCAGGCCGCCCUUGGUGAAACGGAAGUCGAUAGCGAAGAAAGGUAGUAUCUCGUCACGUGGCGAACAGCAGCAACUCGAGCCCCUGCUCACCGACCUCAACGCCGGUAGCAUACCCGAACAGAUCCAGCGCAUACAGCAGGCGCAGCAGCAAAGAGUACAGGCACAGCGAAAUUACCGUAUGAACGGGCAAAACAGUGGGCCUAUCUCCUUCAACCCCAGUCUCGCACAUGGACGCUCACACAAUCCAGCAGCCAACUAUCACGCCCUGUCCCCUAUCAGCCCUGUCACCGUCGGCGGGUUCCAGCACGGUCAUGGUCACCAGCACCACGGAUUCUAUAACCCAGACCUGCUUUCCUUGUCCCUUUCGAAUAAUUCAGCGGGCAUGUUGCCACAACUUGAUCGACAGCUUGUAUUCAACGCGUACGGCGGUCUGGAUCCCUCGACAAUCAGCGGCCCGGAGGCAAUUAUGGAUUGGGACUCGCUGGCCGGGAAUGGCAAUAGCUCAAGCAGGGGCCAUCACGCGAAUGGGUCAAACGGAGGCUCGGGUGAAGGGCCAAGUAAUCACCAUGAUGGCCUGCCCGCUGGGUUUGUUGCCGAGCCUUCUUCUGCAUGGUUUAUGCCAUUCAACAUGGAGCCGCCAGAACUUGGCCAAGAUCUGGGUGGUUUAGGUGGCGUAGAUGGAUUCGGGAUGUUUAGUCCGGGCGUCCAUACACCGGGAGCCGGACUAGGCCUGCGGAGAGGAGGACGAUGA